Molecule: messenger RNA, 496 nt
Organism: Stegostoma tigrinum
Lineage: Eukaryota; Metazoa; Chordata; Chondrichthyes; Orectolobiformes; Stegostomatidae
Product: late histone H2A.2.2-like
Exons: 1
Coding region: 53-496 (147 amino acids)
Cellular component (GO): nucleosome
Molecular function (GO): structural constituent of chromatin; DNA binding; protein heterodimerization activity
Source: RefSeq, a predicted model, not a curated record
CCAAUCAGCAAUGGCCGCACCCCCAUUCCUCCCGAAGGUAUAAGAGGGCGGGAUGUGGCCGCAUUGCAGAAUUCUCUGUGGAAGUGUUUGUGAGACUGUGGUUAUGUCUGGGAGAGGAAAGGGCAGUGGCGGGAAAGCCCGGUCGAAGGCGAAGUCCCGGUCGUCCCGGGCUGGGCUGCAGUUCCCGGUGGGCCGUGUUCACAGGCUCCUGAGAAAGGGUAACUAUGCUGAGCGUGUGGGUGCCGGAGCGCCGGUCUAUCUGGCUGCGGUGCUCGAGUACCUGACGGCUGAAAUCCUCGAGCUGGCCGGUAACGCGGCCCGGGACAACAAGAAGACCCGCAUCAUCCCCAGGCACCUCCAGCUGGCAGUGCGCAACGACGAGGAGCUCAACAAGCUGCUGGGAGGGGUGACCAUCGCUCAGGGCGGGGUGCUGCCUAAUAUUCAGGCCGUGCUGCUGCCCAAGAAAACCGCCGCUGGGGGCGCUACUAAAAAGUGA